GUCAAAAAAAAUUAACAGUGUAGUGUAAAAUCACAAUAAGAAAAAGAAAUAGAAAUAUUGUAGGAAACAAUAAACAAUCGUAAAGUCAAUACAAAUGGAAGUUAAACAAGAACAAAAUCUUUGUCCGAUAGAAGAAUGCAAGGUAAAAACAGAAUUUAUCGAUUUCCCCAAUGUUUCUGUUCCUUCUUCUCUUAAAACUGACAUUCAAGAGGACCAAUAUGUGGACGAUUCCAUUAGCAACGAUACAAAAAGCUACUUUGUUGAUGGUUGCCCUUCAGACCAUUUAAACAUGGGCAUUACUGUUGAAGAUAUCAAAUUAAAGGAGGAUAAGGCUGAACUAGUACAAAUUGAGGAUGUUAUGGAAAUCAAAGAUGAAAUUAAGCAAGAAGUUGGGGAAUAUGAUAAAGAGAGUCAGUUAUCUACAUCAAUUAGCAUUGAAGAUGUUAAGGAUGAACCACCAAAAGGAGAGGAUUGUUCAGGUUUUCUGGAGAAGAGUAAAAUGAAAAUAAAAACUUUGCCAGAAUUUACACGUAAUAAGGAACGAUGUCUAAGUCAGCUCACUGAAGAACUUUUAUGUGCAAUUUGUAACAAGCAGUUUUUUCGGAAGGACGAUUUAAAAAAACAUCUUCAGGGGCAUAUUAAACCCUUUCCGUGUGAUAUUUGUUUUAAAUCGUUUUCUCGUAAUAGUGGUUUGCAAGUUCAUAAGAGGUCGCACACUGAAAAACCUUAUCAGUGUGAUAUUUGUUUUAAGUCGUUUUCUCAGCCAGGUUCUAUGAGAGGGCAUAGGAAAUUACACACUGGAGAAAAAACUCAUGAACAUCAAUGUGUAAUUUGUUUUAAAUCAUUUUCUAAAUUACAUCAUUUAAAUGCACAUAAUGAGGGUGCACACUGGCGAGACACCUUAUCAAUGUGAAAUUUGUUUUAAAUCAUUUUCCUAUCUACAAAAUUUAAAUGAGCAUAAGAGAGUGCACACUGGUGAGAAACCGUAUGAAUGUGAAAUUUGUUUAAAAUCAUUUUCCUAUCUACAAAAUUUAAAUGAGCAUAUAAGAGUGCACACUGGUGAGAAACCGUAUCAGUGUGAAAUUUGUUUGAAAUCGUUUUCUACAAAGGGAUCUUUGAAAUUACAUACUAGAAUGCACACUGGAGAAAAACCAUAUCAGUGUAAAACUUGUUUUAAAUCAUUUUCCCAACAAACCUGUCUAAAGAAACAUACAAGGGUGCACACCGGUGAGAAACCUUAUCAAUGUGAAAUUUGUUUGAAGUCGUUUUCUGUAAAGUGUGCUUUGAAAUCACAUACUAGAACACACUUUUGAGUAACAUAUUAUAAAUGAAAAUUUGUUUCGAGUCGUUCCCACGACCAUAUUAUUUAAACAGACAUACGAGAUUCUACGCUAGAGUAGAAUCUUGUUGCAGUUUCGCAACUGUAUAUAAACAUUUGUAAAAUAAUAACAGGCUUUUUGAUAGUUUCGAUUUUCCCCGUAUAUUUAAACUGAGAUUUGCCUAUGCGAAAAAUACAGCUGUUUUAAGAACUAAUUUAAAAGAACGAGGCAUCUCCGAAACAUCACCACACGUGUGUAUAUAAGUUAAGGGUUUGAAUUCCAUCUACAAAAUCAGAGUCGAGAUUUAUCUUUCAAAGCAUACAGAUGUAUGCGUUUUGGGUUAAAAGUACCUGCGACUCCGCAUCGGCCCUUUGGCCGAGAAAGACGUCAAAUUUGUGGGUCCUGUAUAUAAGUCGCUGAAGACGUUUGUGAUUGCGGGGGUGCUAUCUUUUCAUGGGGUAAAGUACAAUACACCAUUUAUCUAUGUUGCUGCAUAUAUCAAGUACGUUAUUUGGUAUAUAGAUUUUCUUAUUUGGUUAGAACAAUUAGCUCAUUUGUGCCGCGAUCGCGAUAGAACAUUGUUAAAAGAACAUUUUUCAUAUACAUAAACAUUUAUUUUAGCGUAUACAGAUUGAACGAAUUUAAAACGGAACAUACAAUUUAAUAUAUGUCUAUUUGAACUGCAUUUGAAAUAGUGGACCAAUAUAAAACUUGGACAAAAAUAAAUCCAUAUCCGCUGAUAGACCUUGUAUAAAAUAUCGUUCAACUAUCUGUCUACUUUAAGAACGCACCGUAGUCUAAUAGCAACGCCUAAAGUCAAUGUUGCCAAUCGCCGUGUAAUAAUCCGAUUUGCGGAUCUGUUUGAGAGUUAUAUCUGCUUCGUAUCUUUAAAUAAAUCGGAUAUUUGCCUAUAUUUUUCAUUGUAUUUACCAAUCUAUUACAACAGACUAAUAACAAAAAUAAACUUUAUGUAGUUAUUUCCUUUCUUUCCUGUAAAUACAUAUUUUAUGGUUUACAGGAAAGAAACACCUUAUAUGAGAAACAGCUAGAGGAAUGAAUAGCGGCAACACCGCUCUGGGCAAGUGCUGGUCUUGCCUAGGUCCUAGGUUCACUCGUUCCAAUUUUAACAAUAGAUUUGGCGAAAAAUGCCGCUGUUGCAAGAUUUGAAAUAUUCCAUCAGUUUCGAAGAAUAUUUCAAAUUUAUAAUAAAAUAAUUAUUAUGGAAGUUCUUCAAAAAGAGAAAAUAUAUUUGGUUAUGUUGAGUGCUCUAAACUAAUCAUUCCCACAAAGUUCAUUAAGUCAAAGUGAAAUAGAUUUGUACUAAGUAGUACUUGUAAAACUGCAGUACAGAUAUGCUUGAUAUCAUAAAGAAUUUCUACGUCCUUGGAAAUCAAAAUAUUGCUGUUCCAGAAGUAUAAACACAAUAUUUUUCACAAAGUCAUUUUUCAAAAAUCUAUCAAAGAUAUCCUAUCACUUUGCCAUCGUUGUUUGAAAGUGGAAUCUUAUUUUGUCUUUCAAAAUUAUGAUUCGACUGUUACUGUUCCUGUCUGUGAGUAGGUAUCUUAGCUGGGUGUAACAUAUAUUCUACUCUUUUAUAUUCUGCAAGAAUUUGAGUACUACCUUAUUUGCAGAAACUAUAUAACAGGCCUCCUAAAAUCCAGCUUUGGUUUGAUUCUUCAUGCUUUAGUAUUAAAAACAAAACUUAAAUUUUAAACUUAAAAAACUUAAGAUAGGUAAAAAACAUAACUUUUUUGAACUUUUUUAAAACAGAAUAUUAAAUAGCUGAGAAAAUUUAUAUCGCAUGUUAGGAUUCGAUCAAUUAAUUUUGUACUCAGCCUGAGGCCUUCUUUAAGUCAAUAAAUCAAAAUUUGUCUUAAAGGAAAUCUGUUUUUAUAUAUGGACGUUUUCAGAUUGUGAGAACAAUUUUUGACGUUUCUGGUUUGUUUACUUUUGUGGCUGUCAGUUAUAAAUAGCUGUUGACUAUUUUGCUAUGUUUUGUCCCAUUUUUACAUUUUGCAAUUAUUUAUAUUACACAAACAGUUAUUUUCACAACUAACUUUAUAUUGCAGUUGAAAAUUUUAUGGUAAGUGUAUUUUAAUUUGCCGUUAAUUUUCCUUAAGGUUAACCUUAUUCACACAGAUUGUCAUAACCAUUUUCUGUCACUUUCUGUUGCGUUGAGUAAAUUUCCGACUGAUUUCGUAUGUUUUAAAUCAUGACGCACGGGUAAAGAUAAAUUGACUCAACUGAAAUACGUCGUUAUUGAAUUCGUUAUUGAUCGAAUUUCAUUGCAUGUGAUUUCUCUCAUCAAACGUGAGAUAAAUAAAUAAAUAACGAACAUUUUCCUCCGGUUGGCAACACUGCUGAAAUGUACAAGUGUAGCUUUUAAUUUUUAUACGUGAUGGGCGGGGCAACCUUUUUGGGGGAGUUUUCACCUGUUUUAAACAACGAAUUCAGAAUCCAGCCGCCCGCUGAAGUAUUAGAUUUGUAUAAUAUAAUUAUUUGACAACCUUUUGUUGGCUAAGCACCUAAAGUGAAGUAGAGCCCAUAUACAUGUAUUUCCUAUGUUCCGUUUUAAAUUCGUUCAAUCUGUAUACUGUAUUCUAUAUUGUAUUGUUUUCACACCGAUUAUAGUCCAUGUAUGUUUUGUAUUAAUUUUGUAUUACGUUUAAUAUAAUUCAUAUAUGUUAUGUCUCAUUGCAUUUUGUAUAACUUUUAUUAUCAAGAUUUGUUCAUUUUGCCACGGAUUAAGGAUAUUAUUAUUAAAUGUGCGCAUAUUUUUCACUGGUUAACGUCUAAUAUCAAUUUAUGCGUUAUUUCCAAUCAUACUCAACCAUAGCAAUGGAAAUCUUAAAUUCCUUUGUUGUUAAUCUGUUCUUAAAACCUAUUCAUCGACAUCUUUGUUUUGUUUUGGUUAUGGUUGUUUUUUGGCGUUUCAUAUUAACUAAUAUUUAUGUUUGUAUAUUCUUCUUUAGUUGUAGUUGUAUUUGGUUAUGUAUAUUUAUGUUUAAUUUUUACAGCGUUCUAAAAUAGAGUUUUAUACAGUCCG
Diabrotica balteata is the source of this 4365-nucleotide messenger RNA. NCBI's taxonomy places the organism in Eukaryota, Metazoa, Arthropoda, Insecta, Coleoptera, Chrysomelidae. The record is from the annotation of a GenBank genome assembly.